AUGUCUGAUCAGACUUAUCGCAAACCCGUGAUCUUUGCCUUAGCGAGUACGAUAGUGUUGACUGCCACCUGCUCCUACUAUGCGUACACUCAAUACCUCUCUGUACAGACCAAAACUAAAUCGACACCUGAACAGCAGGGUUCCCUUCACCGCAGUAAUGCUGUGCGGAGGCCUAGAACCAGGCGGAACUGGCGUCCUGGAUUCCAGCCUACUCAUCUCGAUUUCAAUCCGGUGGAACAAGCCCUAGCCCACCUCCACGAGCGAACCAAUGAUGGUGUUGGCUAUGGAGUGUAUCGCAAUACAUACCUCUCCCCCUUUCCACCCGAGGUCUCCGUCUUUGAUUUCAACUUGCUUCCCAAUAACCUCGAAUCGAUAUACCAAAUUCUCUUGACACCAAGUCUAGUCCCACGGGCUUACGAGCUCCCCCCUGACCAUCGCCAAUCUCUCCGAUAUCACAUUCACAGCUUGUUUGUGCAGAAUUUCCUCGACGAGGAGUUUCCAGAAGGUUACAUUAUCGGAGAUGAUGAUAUGUACCGUCUCGCGACCAGGGUAGCGCUCGCUGGAGUGGAAGAAGAGAUUGUACUUGAGGCUGUUCUUAGAUUUGAUCAGGGCAUGCAGCCUUUUACUGAGUCGUGGGAACCUCCAGCUCCAGACCCUGAAUUGACUGCGUGGCUUGAGGCAAGACUAGAACCAGGAACCACUCCAAGCAUACCUCCCCCACAAGCCAUGGAACCAAAUGAGUCUAUCGAAGUUGAAGUGAGACUAAAUCCCAAUCCACCCAAUGCAAGAGACCCUCCAACUCGAGCCAAUUCAGCGUUCGAGGAUAUAGAGUUGCGUGAUGCGCUUCAGGCUUUGCACGAUCGGUCAAGGGAUGAUGACGAAGAAAGCGAGAUGUACAUGAACAAUGACGAAGACACCGAAGGCAGUCAAGUCAUGCUUGACCUAUUGUAUCACAUUGCCGGAGAACAGGCGCGCAGGGAGGGAGCGAUUCAUCGAGGUGUCGAGUGCAACAGUUGUGGCGUACAUCCCAUCCAAGGCAUACGGUAUCAUUGCGCCAAUUGCUUCGAUUUUGAUCUUUGCGAGAGUUGCGAGGCCAGCUCUGCACAUACGAAAAGUCACGUCUUUUACAAGAUUCGCAUACCUGCUCCUUCGAGAGGUCAUAUCAAACAAGUUGCCCAAAAGUGGUAUCCUGGAAAUCCCAAUGCAUUCUUGACAAACUUGCCAAAGGAGGUGUUGAAACCCCUGCUUGAAGAAACGGGCUUCGAUCGGACAGAAAUCGAUGCACUUUAUGAACAGUUCAAGUGUCUUGCAGGGCACUACUGGAACACGGAUCCCACAAAUCUCGGACUUGCUAUUGAUCGUAAAGGUUUCGACGCUUAUUUCAUUCCCACCACAUUUGAUAAGCCGUCUCCGGCGAAUUUGAUCUAUGAUCGCAUAUUUGCAUUCUAUGACACUAACAACGACGGACUGAUCGGGUUCCAAGAAUUUAUUCAUGGUCUUGCCAGAUUACAGAAAAAAUCUCGUCAUGACAGGCUGGAACGGAUCUUUAAAGGUUAUGAUCUAGAUGCUGACGGCUUUGUGGAUCGCAAAGAUUUUUUGCGCAUGUUCCGUGCAUAUUACGCUUUGAGCAAGGAACUGAGCCGUGAAAUGAUCAACAGUCAAGACGAUUUCGGCUAUGUCGAGGAAGAAUUUCGUGAAAUCAUUCAGGGCAGCCAACCCAUAAGCGCCGCAUUUGGUGGAGGGCAACUAUCUGGCCACGAAUCGAGAACUGGACAAAACAAGCAACUCCAAUCCAAUGGUGAUCUCCUGCCAGUUCGCGGAGAGAACAAUGUUCUACAGCCUGAUUCAGAUACGCACGGAGACCGUGCACGAGCAAUUGGCAAUGCCGCAUUAGGUGACCGGACCAGAAAUCAUCCAUUCCGAACCUUUAGGCAAGAAAGUGUUGAGGAUGAAGCGUUGUUACCUAUAUCAAUACAGAGUAACUUCCAUGAGUCCGGGUUUGAAGAUCUAGACGAAGCGACCGAAUCCGAGUUGGCUGGGCCUGAUCCACCACUACAAACUUACGGUUGGCCACCCCCAAUGUCACCUGAACCUCGAGACAUCCUUGAUGCACUUGGGCAGGAAGUGUCUCUCGACGAUAUUACCGACCCAGUCGAUCGAUCCCGAGUUUUGUACGCCCAGUCACAGCGACUAGAUGCAGAAUUCGACGAGGUCACCGAAAAGUCUCGAAAACGUGCCGUGGAGGAUAGGUGGCAACGAAGGAGAUUUUAUCUGGACGAGCAAGAGGGCAUGAAUAAGCCUGCUGGUUAUACUGAACCCGACAGCUCUGACGAUGAGGAAGAGGGAGAGCCAUCUAAUUCGAAGCCGACCAAGAGAAUCAAGGCUGGUCCCCGACGACAGUCUAUGCAAUCACGGUCGUCAUCAAAGGUGCGGUUUGACGACAGCGCCAUUGACACCGACUAUGAAACCCGGUCCAAUACGUCGUCGAGGAGUGUCCCUGUCAACGAAAGAUGGGGUGGGUAUGAAUUGGGGGAGGCAGAAGCUGACAUUGGCAAGGACAUCCUGUAUCAGGCCGUUCAGCAAGGAUUCAAUGAGCUGCUCGAUAUUCUUUUCAAGGACAAGGAAGACGAGUGGCUGUGUGCCCAUAAGUCGCGGCACGCUCGUCGAAAAUUACGCCAUGAAACCGAGGAGUAUGCGUUGAGUCUUUUGCCGCCAGAAGAGAAGGUUUCAGCGGAAGAGAAAAUAACGCAUAGGCUGAGAGCGGAAGAACUUCUCAUGGCUGCGGAGAACUAUGUUGAAGCUGAAGAACAGAUUAACAGCCAGGCAACGGCCGGUGAAGUCGAAAAGGUGGAUGUGGCCGGUCCUUCGUCGCCGGCAGCGCAGCUGAGCGAUCCCGACGAUCACAUCGAACUGAUGUUUGGCUCGAAAUCUCCCUGCAACUCCAACCAAGAAACGAAAUCCGACAAUUCAUAUCACGAUCCGACACUCCCACAAUAUAGACCCAAUACCGACGAUGAUGCCAUUUCCGUCAGUGAUUUGAGCCAAAUUUCGAGCAUCUCUUCCGAAGAUCUCCCCAAUCCUUUUACAGGCGAUCCAGCCGAGGCGCGGCUUGUCUACGAAGAGUGGACUCGACAUGAUCAAACGGACGAAGAGGCUGAGCAACGAGGAGGAUACGGGAAGCUGAGCUUUGGCGAGUUCUGCCUAAAGAUGCGACCUGAAGACGAGGUAGCUGAAGCAUUAGGAGUCAAGACUAAGGGCGAUGAAGGUCGGAAGCGAUGGGAGAGUAGUGCAGACCUCGGAAGACUGGCAUUUGUGGGUACGUGGUUAGAGAUGGCCAGUUUCUAG
This is a messenger RNA of Exophiala bonariae, 3345 nucleotides long. RefSeq lists its product as uncharacterized. Bases 1 to 3345 code for a protein of 1114 amino acids. The transcript has a single exon. Gene Ontology annotation, molecular function: calcium ion binding; zinc ion binding. Lineage: Eukaryota; Fungi; Ascomycota; Eurotiomycetes; Chaetothyriales; Herpotrichiellaceae. The record is from RefSeq and is a predicted model, not a curated record.